Molecule: messenger RNA, 1092 nt
Organism: Andrographis paniculata
Lineage: Eukaryota; Viridiplantae; Streptophyta; Magnoliopsida; Lamiales; Acanthaceae
Exons: 5
Coding region: 147-821 (224 amino acids)
Source: RefSeq, a predicted model, not a curated record
ACUGUUUUUUGAGGUCGUGGUUUCUCCCGUCAAGCUUCACGUUUCUUUGUGUGGUUGAUUCUUCAUCUGCUUCGGCUGCUGCCGUGUAACAUUUUCAAACUGGGCAGCUCCGUUAAGCGGCGUCGUUUUGAAUCCAACUUGAGGAGAUGACGAGUAUUCUGACCAGUCGCCCAUGGUUGCCUGCUGUAAGAGAGAGUUUCAAUUUUCUCCGCAACGGAGCUGAUUGCAGAUUCCUCUGUUUUGGUUGUUCGAAUCAGGACGCCCACGUGCGAGCCACUGCCGGCGGCGGUCUCAAGCGGCGUCGAAGUAGGCAUUCCCCGGUCGUUUUCGCCGGUAAAUUGGAGGAUGGAGCUGAAGAAGACGAUGGCGACUCCGAGGCUGAGCAUGAUGCCGAGCGGGAAGAUUCUGAAGAAAGCGGGAGUAGCUCUAUUAACAGUGAUAUCCUCAGGGCAAACCUCGAAAGAAUUGUCGGGUCAGAUGACUCCAGCUUCAGUGGAAUUGAUCUUGCCACUCUUAUAAGGAAUAAAUAUGGGAGGUCAUACGACGUCCAGUUGAUCAAGAAGGAAUUCAUGGGCAGAAAUCUCCUAGCUUUGAAUGUCAUGUGGAAGUACAUGGAACAGAGAUCAUUCCCGCUGACCGAAGAAGAGUACAUAUUGAGACUUGACGGUGUAGCCAACACUUUAAAAUGUUGGGGAGCUGUCUCGCAUGUCCGGAACAGUCUUCAGAAGUUGAAAGAACGACCUCGGAUAGGAAAGGCCGUGAGCAUCUUUAUCGACAUGGAUGAGUCGGGAGGCCGGGCAAAGGAAUGGAUAUACAAGUAGACACAAAAUCAACCAAAAGAAAUGCCUCCAAUGGACACACUUGGACACAAGAUUACAUCUCCUAUGCAUCGCAACUGUGGACUUCUAGCUCAACCUAUUCACUCUAGUCACUUACAGUUACAGGCGUAAUGUAAUGUAAAAAAAUUAUGAAAGACUCUUGCUUCUUGUAUAGCUGCAGUGUUAAAUAGUUCACACUGCCGGAGAGGAUGCUGGGUUGAUGCAAUUGUAUUUUUUAGUAAAUUUGAUAAUAAACAUAUUUUGACAGGCAAAA